Closterium sp. Yama58-4 is the source of this 780-nucleotide messenger RNA. The record is from the annotation of a GenBank genome assembly. Lineage: Eukaryota; Viridiplantae; Streptophyta; Zygnematophyceae; Desmidiales; Closteriaceae.
AUGGAUCUCGUGCGCCUCUCAAUCGCGUUCCUCGCGCUCCUCGCCGUUCCUAACGGCGCCAACGGCCAAGUCAGCUACAGCCAGAGUGGUCUCGACUGGGGGGGGGACUGCCUGUCGGGCGAGAAGCAGUCGCCGAUCAACAUCGUCAUGGACGAGGCAAAGGAGGUGAGCGAGCCGGAGAAGUUCGUUCUCGAUUACGACAAGUCAGCCACCACCGCGAGCGUUGUCAACCACGGAUACACCGUUCAGGUUGUUCCAAACCCGGAGAAGACUUACAAGCUUCACAUCAGCAAAGGAACCUUCGUUCUGAAACAGGUGCACGUGCACUCGUUCUCGGAGCACGCAGUCAAUGGGCUGUUCGCGGCCAUGGAAGCCCAUUUUGUGCACCUGCACGAGAACGACAACACCUCCCUCGCGGUGGUGGGGGUGAUGAUCAGGCUUCAGCGUCACGACGAUAAGUCCGACUGGAUCGAUGUCUGGCAGAGCAAGGUACCCGCUGUGGUGGACACCAACACCACCAUCAAUGUUCCCGAAAACUUUUGGCCGGAGAUGAUCGACCCGUCCAUGGGCUUCUGGCGCUACUCCGGCUCGCUCACCACGCCUGCCUGCAGCGAGAUCGUGGAGUGGCAUGUGUUGCGCAAGGCCAAGUUCCUCUCCGUGUCUCAGGCCAUCACAUUCAUGAACCUGAUUGCCAAGCAGAACACCGAGCGCACUGACAAUCGCCUUCCCGAGCCCCUGAAUGGCCGCACUGUCACCUACUUCACAAACGUUUCUUCUUAA